This is a messenger RNA of Arabidopsis thaliana (thale cress), 968 nucleotides long. RefSeq names its product Translation protein SH3-like family protein. Gene Ontology annotation, biological process: translation. The transcript is spliced from 2 exons. Gene Ontology annotation, cellular component: ribosome. NCBI's taxonomy places the organism in Eukaryota, Viridiplantae, Streptophyta, Magnoliopsida, Brassicales, Brassicaceae. Gene Ontology annotation, molecular function: structural constituent of ribosome. Bases 255 to 749 code for a protein of 164 amino acids. The record is from RefSeq and is marked reviewed.
CCAACAGAAGGUCCAUUACCCUCACUCUUCAUUAUUUGUGGGCUGGUUCUAAAAAACAAAAGUCCAAUAGAAGGUUCAUUACCCUCACUCUUGAUUAUUUGUGGGCUGGUUCUAAAAAACAGAAGCCCAACUUGCUGACCCAACAGGUCCGUUUACGAAACCCUAAUCUCAAAACAGAGAUAUAAAUACACUCUGCCUUCCUCAUUUCAUUUCUUCGGCGAUCUAGGGUUUUAGUUGUCGCACGAGGAGGAAAAAUGCCAGCGGGUCAUGGAGUUCGGGCGAGAACGAGGGAUCUGUUCGCGAGGCCAUUCAGGAAGAAGGGUUACAUUCCACUCUCGACUUACCUGAGAACCUUCAAGGUCGGCGAUUACGUCGAUGUGAAGGUGAAUGGUGCGAUCCACAAGGGUAUGCCUCACAAGUUCUACCACGGUCGUACUGGUCGUAUCUGGAACGUCACUAAACGCGCCGUCGGUGUUGAAGUCAACAAACAGAUUGGCAACAGGAUCAUAAGGAAGAGGAUUCAUGUGCGUGUGGAGCAUGUGCAGCAAUCAAGAUGUGCUGAGGAGUUCAAGCUGAGGAAGAAGAAGAAUGAUGAGCUCAAGGCUGCAGCCAAAGCCAAUGGUGAGACCAUCAGCACCAAGAGACAGCCUAAAGGACCCAAACCAGGAUUCAUGGUCGAAGGAAUGACCUUGGAGACUGUCACUCCAAUCCCGUACGAUGUCGUCAACGAUCUCAAGGGAGGCUAUUAGUUCUAUCUUCCCAGUGUUUUGCAGUUGUUGCUUCCGUAUUUGAGUUUCUCUUCAUGUGUCUUAGCUACAAUUUCUGUAGAAUCUCCAGAUAUUUUAUGAAACAGAUCUUUUUAUCUCGUUUAUAACUAUCAUUUUCAUUAUCUCUUCUGUUACUUACAUUUAACAUCUUUAUUUAGUGAUUAGUCAAAUUCUUUGGUGAACAAAUUUUCGAGAUUAUUU